AUGUCACAAAAAAGCAUAUCGAUGAUCAUAAAAAAUUUAAGGGCAACUGCAAAAUGUUAUGUUCCAAAAAGCUCGCCCACAUCAACAACUAUCCCAGUUAUAAGGGAUCCUAGUACCACACAAUGUCGUAGAAUAUCUUCUGUCAAUACUCUUAUAAGCAAGGAAAGAUAUUCUCCAUUUUCCAGAAAUGUCCAUGAUAAGCCAGUUGUUAUUUGUACCGAUAACGAAGAAGUGGAGACUGUAUCGGAGCACGUAAAAGUCUGA
This is a messenger RNA of Saccharomyces mikatae IFO 1815, 264 nucleotides long. RefSeq names its product Dpa10p (gene DPA10). NCBI's taxonomy places the organism in Eukaryota, Fungi, Ascomycota, Saccharomycetes, Saccharomycetales, Saccharomycetaceae. The transcript has a single exon. The coding region runs from base 1 to 264 and encodes 87 amino acids. The record is from RefSeq and is a predicted model, not a curated record.